AUGGUCAGCCGAGAAGGAGAACCGCCGUAUUCCGCCGUUAGAGAGAAAGAGGAAGAACGAGCGAUGCUAGGGUUCACGAGAAAGUCAUUUUGUCUGCGGCUUGUCGAUCUCAAAGUGGAGAUUGUGGGAAAUAGUGAGCUCAACAAUGAAAAAUGGGCUUAUGGCCCAGCGAACAAAAGAAGAAGAGAGAUUGGUAUGGGCCUAACGGAUUGGGUCUGGUCCAACAAAGAGAAAUCUGUUACAAGUAGGAAAAGGAAGUAA
Messenger RNA from Arabis nemorensis, 261 nucleotides. The record is from the annotation of a GenBank genome assembly. NCBI's taxonomy places the organism in Eukaryota, Viridiplantae, Streptophyta, Magnoliopsida, Brassicales, Brassicaceae.